Molecule: messenger RNA, 3625 nt
Organism: Cheilinus undulatus (humphead wrasse)
Lineage: Eukaryota; Metazoa; Chordata; Actinopteri; Labriformes; Labridae
Gene: wdtc1
Product: WD and tetratricopeptide repeats 1
Exons: 16
Coding region: 215-2242 (675 amino acids)
Biological process (GO): negative regulation of fatty acid biosynthetic process
Cellular component (GO): cytoplasm; Cul4-RING E3 ubiquitin ligase complex
Molecular function (GO): protein binding
Source: RefSeq, a predicted model, not a curated record
GUUGUCAGUGGGAGGGGUUUUGUGUUCAAGUCAGAGAAGGUAUUAUCGUGAAUCCUGUCAACAAACUCAGAGAGUGUGAAUCUUUACGUCUAUUAAAUGGACAUUUCCUGACAGAGGCGCUUUUAGUCCGAGGAGUGCGCUGUUUGUGGACAAAUACAGAGUAAAUGUCAUCCGAGCUCUGACCCCUGGAACCACCAGCCCAGACCCUGUUUUUAUGUUCUGUGGUGAGGCCAUGACUUCUGUCAACAUCACUAGAGAUCUUCUGCACAGGCAGAUCAGAGAUAAAAGAGCGCCAGCCUUUCAAAGGUUCUAUCAUGUGACGGACCCCUUCAUCAAAAGACUUGGACUGGAGGCUGAGCUUCAGGGUCAUACAGGCUGUGUGAACUGUUUGGAGUGGAAUGAACGAGGAGAUCUACUUGCCUCAGGCUCAGAUGAUCAGCAUGCCGUCAUCUGGGAUCCAUUCAGGCACAAGAAGCUUACAACUAUGCACACGGGUCAUGCAGCAAAUAUAUUCUCUGUAAAGUUCCUUCCUCACUCCGGGGACAGAAUCUUGGUCACGGGUGCAGCUGACACAAAGGUCCAUGUGCAUGAUUUGACGGUGAAGGAAACCAUUCACAUGUUUUCUGAUCACACCAACAGAGUUAAACGCAUCGCCACUGCUCCAAUGUGGCCUAAUACCUUCUGGAGUGCUGCUGAAGAUGGAAUAAUCAGACAGUAUGACCUGAGGGAGAGCAGUAAACGCUCUGAAGUGCUGAUUGACCUGACAGAGUUCUGUGGUCAGCUGGUCGAGGCGAAGUGUUUAGCUGUCAACCCGAGGGACAACAACUACCUGGCUGUGGGUGCCAAUGGGCCUUUUGUCCGACUUUAUGACAUUAGAAUGAUUCACAAUUACAGGAAAUCAAUGAGUCAGAGCACGUCAGCAGCUGUGCACACAUUCUGUGAAAGGCAGAAGCCCAUCCCAGAUGGCGCGGGGCAGUAUUAUGUUGCAGGGCACCUACCAGUGAAACUCCCAGACUACAAUAACCGCCUGAGGGUCCUGGUGGCCACCUAUGUCACCUUCAGUCCAGAUGGAACAGAGCUUCUGGUUAACAUGGGUGGAGAACAGGUGUAUCUGUUUGACUUGACAUUUAAACAGAGGCCGUAUACCUUCUUGCUCCCAAAAAAGUGCCAAUCAUCUACAGGAGACGUCCAGAAUGGAAAGACAACCAAUGGCGUCUCCAAUGGAAUCCACUUACCAACCAGCCAUAUUCAAUUUGCUAAAGGAAGAAUGCACCUAAGCUCUACCGAGCUCCCUGCUCACUUAGAAAAGAUAAAACAACAAGCUAAUGAUGCCUUUGCACGGCAGCAGUGGACGCAGGCCAUCCAGCUGUAUAGUUUAGGUAUUCAUCAUGCCAGCAGUAACGCCAUGCUGUAUGGGAACAGAGCUGCUGCUUACAUGAAACGCAAGUGGGAUGGAGAUCAUUAUGAUGCCCUCAGGGACUGUCUGAAGGCUCUUACUCUAAACCCCGGCCAUCUGAAGGCUCAUUUCAGACUGGCACGUUGUCUGUUUGAGCUGAAGUAUGUGGCUGAAGCUCUGGAGUGUCUGGAUGAUUUCAAAGGAAAGUUUCCUGAGCAGGCGCACAGUAGUGCCUGUGACGCCUUAGACAAAGACAUCAAGGCCGCUCUCUUCACCAAGACAGAAUCAGAUGAUAAAAAGGCAAACAGCUCCAUUAGAUUCCACUCUUUCAGUCGGAAGGAGUCUAUCCCUGAAGAUGAGCUGGUGUUGAGAGAGCGCAGCUUUGACUACAAGCACAGAUACUGCGGACACUGCAACACCACCACAGAUAUCAAAGAGGCCAACUUCUUUGGAAGCAAAGGCCAGUACAUCGUCAGUGGCUCAGACGAUGGCUCCUUUUUUAUCUGGGAGAAGGAAACGACUAAUCUUGUGAGAAUCCUGCAGGGGGACGAGUCCAUAGUCAACUGCCUGCAGCCCCACCCCAGCUACUGCUUCCUGGCUACUAGUGGUAUCGACCCUGUCGUGAGGUUAUGGAACCCUAGACCAGAGACGGAGUGUGAAAAUGUGCGGGUGGUAGAGGACAUGGAGGGUGCUGCUCAGGCGAACCAGCGGCGCAUGAAUGCUGACCCGCUAGAGGUAAUGCUGCUCAACAUGGGCUAUCGCAUCACAGGCCUGCGUGGCGUUGGCCCAGAAGGCUCGGAUGACGAGGACAGCUCAGAGGGACAGGUGCAGUGUCGGCCAAGCUAAACAAAGUGUCAUCCAUUCGAUCGAAUGGACCAAGGAAGCAAAAAGCACUCGCCCUGCCCAACUCCUGUUUGAAUCUUAAUCCCCCACCCCCAUCCCUGGUCUGACAGAAACAUUGAGUGAAUGUCAUGUCACAUUUCUGCACUAUGCAUCGCCUUCCCCUGUCCAAAGAGAGGACUGGCAGAGACCACUUUUGGGGAGAGGAAUUUUGGAGGGUGGAGAAGAUACGCAUCUCACCCCUUCAGAGCACCAACAACACCUCAGUAUCACCCUUCACGUCCCACAGUGGCAGAGGGGACACCUUUGAGGAGAGCACCUUCCACGUCACUCCCCCCAUUUUUUACUAAGAUGGAGGAGUUCAGCACUUAUUCCUCUUCAGGAUUAUGUUGGAGAGACACACAGCGUGUCGAAGGCGAAGCUGUUGGUCAGGUGACCUAUUUUCAGGUCAGGGUGGCCAGACAACCACAGCGUCCUCUGUGAGAGGAUCAGCUCACAAGACAGAAGACAGUGCUUGGUUGCAUCUCCUGUCUGCUAUAGCUGAAGCUCAGAGUUUUAGUGUUUGCUCAUCGCAGAAAAGCUGCACACCCAAGUCAUUGAUUUUCAGUUGGAGAUUUAGUCACAGGAACCUGAAAACAAAUUGUCAAAGUUUUGAAAGUUGCAAGUGUUGCUUAAAUGGAAUGUAUUUGUAAGCUUUGAUUGGUUUAUAAUUGUCAGAAAAAACAAGUGGUUUCUUCUGCCAAAGGUUGUCAUCCAUCAUUUAAAUGGCCAAGGAUUCAAAUUUUUCUUCUUUGUUUCACUGAAACAUGAUUUUGGCAAACUGUGCUCCUUUUAGUUAAGAGGUUUUACAAUGAGAGAUUGUUGAUAAGAUCAACAAAAUAUCAACAAAGACAUUUUGUUAAAAAAAAAAAAAAAAAAAAAAAAAAAAAUCUAAAAAAAUUUCUGUAGUUUGAAAUCAAGACUUUCAUUUGGCAUGAAAUGACAUGAAAGUUCUGUUGGGUAUAAAUAAGGCGCAGAUGCUAAUUUGUGGUUGUGGAAACAGUAUUUAGUGGUGAUAGACAGGAGCGUUAUUGUCCCUGCCUACAGCCUGUGUGGGUCUAUCACCAUUCCUCUGCUGCAGUCAGGGUUUCAGUCCUGCUUGCUUGGGGCUUCUCUGACCAUAGUCAUGCGCAACAAAAGGACACAGAGCCAUUCUGUCUGUUGCUCAGUGAACACAUCUAAUUUCUCCCCAGAUGAGGUUAAAUGUCAAGAAUGAGCUCUCAACAUGCAACACUAGGCUUCCAUGUGUUUUACUGCAUUCAUUAAUUUGAGAUUAUCUGUUUUUUCUUUGAUAAGUCCUACAAAAACCUUUGUUGAAAAAAGGAAAGAAUAAAAUUAACAGACACCUCC